This is a messenger RNA of Microthlaspi erraticum, 1614 nucleotides long. The record is from the annotation of a GenBank genome assembly. Lineage: Eukaryota; Viridiplantae; Streptophyta; Magnoliopsida; Brassicales; Brassicaceae.
AUGGAUAUGCAGAACAACAAGUCAGUGAUUCUCCGGAAACUAAUGGCAAAGCCGGAGCCUCCAUCUCCGGAAAGAGAUGCGCGUUCUGAUUCGCGUACGGUUUCGUCCGACGACCUGACUGAUGAAGAGAUGGACAUAGAUGAGCUCGAGAAGAAGAUCUGGAAAGACAAACAGCGUCUAAGGCGGCUCAAGUUGCUGUCCAGGCUCGGGUUAGGAACAAGAUCGUCGAAGCAGCCAGCUGUUGAUCGUCCAGAGCCUCAACAAGUUUCGAGGAAGAGGCUCAUGUACCUGGCACAUGGUGGGGUCUUGAAGUGCAUGUCAAAGGCAUUGGAGCUUUGCAAAGCUCAAGGCUUUGUCUACGGGAUCGUGUGGGAGGACGGGAGAACGGUGGCGGGAGCUUCUGAUAGUCUCCAUGGAUGGUGGAGAGACAGAGUGAAGUUUGACAGGAACGGACCGGCUGCGAUAAAGAAGCACGGAAAAGAUAUCAUUUCCUCUGGUGGAAGUGAUUUAGGGCCAGAGAGUGAAGACUCCACCGCGGAGACGUUGCUUGCGCUGCAAGACACAACUCUCGGAGCUCUUUUGUCCGCGCUGAUGCCUAAUUGCAGGCCUCCUCAGAGGCGGUACCCGCUGGAGAAUGGCGUGACGCCGCCGUGGUGGCCAACUGGGAAAGAAGAUUGGUGGCAAGAUCUGGCUAUACCGGAGCAAUUACAAGGACUUCCUCCUCCUUACAAGAAGCCUCAUGACCUCAAAAAGGUGUGGAAAGUUGGAGUCUUGAUCGGUGUGAUCAGACAUAUGUCUGCAAGCAUUAACAACAUACGGAUCUAUGUGAGACGUUCUAGAACCUUGCAGGAUAGAAUGACUUCAAGGGAAGCCUCUUUAUGGCUCGCUGCUCUUAACAAAGAGAAGGCCAUUGCUGAUAAAACUCCUCCUCGUAACUCCCCUGGCGAAGAGAGCAACGCUUCUAAUGUUCCUGUUCCUGUAACCGUUGGGGAGACUACGAAUGAUCUGUUCCCUGAGUCUGCAAACUAUGAUGUUGAAGCAAGUGCUGGAUCUCAGCUUCGUCGCAGUCAGCAACAUCCUGAACAGGGAAACAGCUUUCACAACAAGAGGAGGCUUGAAGGUGAUUUGGGGAUGUCUCUGCAGCAACCAACCCUAACGUGUGAGAACAGUCUCUGUCCUUAUAGCCAACCACAGAUGGGAUUCAAUGACAGGGUCUCGAGAGAGAAUCACCAGAGGGCUUGUCCUUACAAAGCCAUUGCUUUUUACCAAGAAACCACUACUAUGCAUUCCAGUGUAGUGGUUCCUUAUCCGGGUUAUGACCGGGGCUUUCAUGUUCCCAAAACGGAGAAUGAAGAGAACAUGUUUCAGAGCCUUCAGGACCAGUUUAAUCCAUCCAACAAUCUCUACAGGCCAAACGCAGCACAAGGAGGAGGUAACAACAGUGUCUAUUUCUCUGAGAACCGGUUUGAUUUGGUUAGUAACAGCAUGAGUGCUUCGACUUCGGCGGUGAAUCAUAGUCUUGGUUUUGGCUUCGAUGGCAAUUUGAAGACAGUGGGAAUGGAGAACAAUCUGCAGGAUCAAGAGGGAAACUUGCUCAUGCCUUGGUUUGAGUAA